Molecule: messenger RNA, 294 nt
Organism: Pelobates cultripes (western spadefoot toad)
Lineage: Eukaryota; Metazoa; Chordata; Amphibia; Anura; Pelobatidae
Source: the annotation of a GenBank genome assembly
AUGGAGGACCUCGUGGCACGGACCCAGGCCACCGAAAACAAAAUGAAGGAGUUGGUGGAGACUGUGCAGACUCAUGUUACAGAAAUUCAAGAACUGAGAGAGCAGAUACGCACCCUGGAAGAAGCCAACGAAGACCUUAACAACCGGACACGCCGGAACAAUAUAUGGGUGCGGGGAUUGCUGGAAAUGGCAUUCACUGAACUGCUCCCAGACUCUCUCUUGGCAGUGUUCCAACACCUCCUGCCAGAAGCCUCCGCAGCGGACCUCCUGAUGGACCGUGCUCACCAAGCCUAG